AUGGCUUGGAAGGUGAUGUGUUUAAUCUUUGCAUUCGUGGCAGCGUUCCUCUUCUUCUUCGUCACUGGAUAUGGUAACUGGAACUGUGGGGACAGAAUUUUAAGUGCCAAGUGUCAUCGCUACCCCGAAUCCAAGGUGACUGGUGGUCUCCUCUUAACAGCCGGUCUGGUUGUUCUCAUUGAUAGCUUUGUUCUCAGCAUCCUGCUAGUAUGUGACAACUCUUGCAGUAGAAUCGCAGCCUGUGUAUUUGCAGUCAUCUCCACAGUCCUCUCCUUCACUGGGAUCACCUACUAUCCGGACAUGAGAAAAAUGUAG
This is a messenger RNA of Echinococcus granulosus, 315 nucleotides long. RefSeq lists its product as hypothetical. Bases 1 to 315 code for a protein of 104 amino acids. The record is from RefSeq and is a predicted model, not a curated record. The transcript has a single exon. Lineage: Eukaryota; Metazoa; Platyhelminthes; Cestoda; Cyclophyllidea; Taeniidae.